Molecule: messenger RNA, 473 nt
Organism: Dentiscutata erythropus
Lineage: Eukaryota; Fungi; Glomeromycota; Glomeromycetes; Diversisporales; Gigasporaceae
Source: the annotation of a GenBank genome assembly
AUUUCCAACUCGUGAUAAUAUAGUUGUGGAAAAUGAUGAGGGUUUAUCUGCAAUUUUUAAUAAUGCUUUGGCUAAACGAGAAGAGAUCUUUUUUAUGGCUGUUGAUUUUGAGAGAUCAUCAGAAAAAAUAGGUGAAAAAAAUCAUUAUGUUUUACGUCUUUACGGCUCUCUCAUCAAUGGCCAAAAAGCGGUAGUUACUCUUACGGGAAUCCAGAUUUUCUUUGAUAUACUUGUACCCAAUAAUGAAACUGUAAAUGAGUUUAGAAUAAAAAUAGAUGAAAUUCUUAGUAAUACGAUAAACAUCUAUAAAAUAGAACAUAUUAAGGCCUUUCCCUUACAUGAUAACAAUUUCGAAACCGCUUCAGAUGAUAUGUUCUCAUUCCACCGUAAAAUAGCUAGAGAAAAUAGAAUUGCGAUUUCUGGAAAGAAAAAGGAAUGCCUUGGAAAAAUGAUAAAUUCAGUUAAAGAGAAAG